GGCGGUGCUGCACUCGAUCCCAUUGCCCAGCUGGGGAAACUGAGACUCGGGGGAGAGGCUCUCGGGCCCUGAUUUCCGCACAGCCCAGGCGCAUCCGCAGCAAAGCCCGGGAUUCUUGGGCGACGGCGGGCUCCGCAGCCACCAUCUACCCGCGUGCGGCCUUUCCUCUAGGCGCAUCAGGCCGGCCGCCUUUACUGAGGUAUCCGGCGUCCGCCGCGCCCAGCGUGCCCUCGCCCCGGAAACUAAACCUCCUAGUGGGCGUGGCCUGACGUUCUGCCUCCCAUUGGCUGUCGGCGCCCCGCGCCCCGCCUUAGCCGCGCGCUGAUUGGCCGCUCUCGCCAACCGUCGGUAUUUGAAUCGGCGGCGGGCUGAGGGGCUCGCGGACUCGGCGCCUCCCACCCUGGGCUCCGUGCGGCGGCCGACAGAAUGAGUCUGCAUAUCUUCAGUGACGAAAAUGUCACUGGUGACAAAAGUACAGAAAAUUGCGACUUCCUGUUUUCACCACCGGAACUUACCGGAAGAUCAUCUGUUCUCCGUCUGUCACAGAAAGAGAAUGUGCCACCGAAGAGCACAGCCAAAGCUGUGAAGGUGACUUUUCAAACACCUCUGCGGGACCCACAGACACACAGGAUCUUAAGUCCCAGUGUGGGCAGCAAGCUCGAAGCCUGUUUUGCUCUGGGCGACCCCAUUGGAUUAGAAAACUGCCACCAAGUCUGUCUGCAGAAAGAGAACCAACAGUUCACCAAGGAAAGAGACACCAAAACAACCCAUGGAAUUCUCCAGAAGCCAGUACCGGCUGACACCGAGCCCCCCUCAGAGGAUGUGAGACCAGCUUCCGAAGACCAGCCUCCUGGUGGGCCCCCCUCAGCUCCCCUGGUCAGCCUGGGUCCCUCAAGCUCUUCGCAGAUCCCAGAGAGUGUGGAAAGCCCUGAGGCCUCCCGAGGCCCAGCGCCCGGCAGCCCCGAGUGCGCCCAGGAGGAGCACGUCCACCCGAGGCCCUCGGAGGAGAGUAUGCCCCUCGGCCCCGUGGCUCCAGAACAGCCCCCCAAGGUGGCAUCCCGGGACACGGCAGAGGACCCGCUCAGCGCUACAGGAGGGGACUCAGAAGGCGUCCCUGCUCCCCCCGCUGGGCCCACCUCACCCUCUGGUGCCCAUCCUGGAGAAAAGCCCCUCGUGGACCUGCCUGGAGAGGCCCCCACGGGCCCCAUGGAUGCCGCUGGCAGCAAGAACAUGGCCCUGACCAGCCCUGGAGAGGCUGCAGGGGACACACACCCUGGUGCUCGGAGGGAGGAGGCUAGUGGCCAGGCCACCAGCUCUCUGAGAAGCGGGCCCAUCCGGCUGGAGUUUGACUUCUCUGACGCCACCAGCAGAAGGCCACCCCCACUGCGGAAGCAAGGGAAGACCCUGGGUCUCAAGCCCCCCUUGAGGAGACCAGAGGCGAGGCCCGGAAAGGCCGCCCAGGAGGCGGGCAAAGGUUGUGAGCUCGCUCUCCACGAGUCCAGCAGCCCGAGCUGGGACAAGCCGGACGACCCAGACUGUAACCCGGCCGUGGAUGGUGGAGAAGCCCGGCCCCCGGAGCACCCCCAGAGCGUCCAGACCGCAGAGGCCUUGUCUCUGAGCUGGCAGGCGUGCCCAGAUGACACACCCGGGACAAGGACCCCAGGAGCGGCGGGUGAGGAGGGGACCACAGGCUCUUCAGGGGGGUCGGCGCCCCUCGGCAGCCCAAGCAGCAAGCCACCGACUGCACCCACCAACCCCACGCCCCCCACCGAGAGGGAGCCAGAGCCCACCCUGGACCUGAGUGGGGAGCAGUUCCGGGACCCUGUGGAGGUCCUAGGCGCAGGGGCCGAGGUGGACUACCUGGAGCAGUUUGGAGCGUCCUCGUUUAAAGAGUCGGCCCUGAGGAAGCAGUCACUGUACCUCAACUUCGACCCACUCCUGCAGGACAGUCCUUGGGCCCUGGCACCCAGCAGCAGAGGCAGGCCGCCUGACAGGCCGUGGGGCCCACCUGUCCCAAGCACCGGCCCUCUGGCCUCCGAGGAGAGCCCCGGCCGCACGCAGAUGGCAGGUGGCUUCUCUCCUGGUCUCGGUGCUCGCGGUGUGGACGCGCCUUCCUCUGGAAGCCCCCGGGAGGCCCAGCUGCUUGACCUGGACUUCCCAGGAGCCCUGGGCGUUCCCACGCCCUGCCCUGUUCCAUGUGACCUCAGGCCCGGGGCCCCACUGCUGCCUGUUGGGCCGAUCGUCGAUGUUCUACAGUACAGCCAAAAGGACCUGGACAGGGCGGUGGAGGCCACGCAGAAGGAGAACGAGGCGCUGCAGGGCAAGUGCACGGCGCUGGAGGGGAGGCUCCUAGAGAUGGGAAAGAUCAUGGACAGCUAUGAGGGGACUGUGUACCAGGUGAUGGAGGAGGCUCAGAAACAGAAGGAGCUCUCCAAGACCGAGAUGCAGAAGGUCCUGAAGGAGAAGGCGCAGCUGACAGCAGACCUGCACUCCAUGGAGAAGUCGUUCUCCGACCUCUUCAAGCGGUUUGAGAAACAGAAGGUGGUGAUCGAAGGCUACCGCAAGAACGAAGAGUCGCUGAAGAAGUGUGUGGAGGAUUACAUAGGAAGGGUGGAGAAGGAAGCCCAGAAGUACCAGGCGCUGAAGGCCCAGGCGGAGGAGAAGCUCCAGCAGGCAAGCGAGGAGAUCUCCCAGGUCCGGAGCAAGGCCCAGACAGAUGCUCUGGCGCUGCAGGCGGUCCUAAGGAAGGAGCAGAUGCGUGUCCACUCCCUGGAGAAGGUGGUGGAGCAGAAGACUAAAGAGAAUGAUGAGCUGACCAGGAUCUGCGACGACCUCAUUUCCAAGAUGAAGAGAAUCUGAUGCAAUGGCCCUGACCUUGCUGUCUUCCCUGUGUGUGUGUCUAUGUGUCUGCCUGUCUGUCUGUCUGUCUAGGGUUUUCUUCUCUACUGAUGUCAAUUGUUUUUUCAAUUCGUUUUUAAACUUGGUUGCUUUAGGAAAAAAAUAAAGUUUCCCUUAAAUCUAA
Molecule: messenger RNA, 3022 nt
Organism: Dama dama (fallow deer)
Lineage: Eukaryota; Metazoa; Chordata; Mammalia; Artiodactyla; Cervidae
Gene: TACC3
Product: transforming acidic coiled-coil containing protein 3
Exons: 16
Coding region: 427-2859 (810 amino acids)
Biological process (GO): cell population proliferation; cerebral cortex development; mitotic spindle organization
Cellular component (GO): cytoplasm
Source: RefSeq, a predicted model, not a curated record